AUGUACGCCGAUAUCACAAAACCUCCGAAGCCAUUGCCCCAGCCCAGUCCGCAAGUGAUCAGACCCGGGUUGACACUUCAGAAGCCAUUGACUCGAUCUGGCCGGAAUGGACCUGGUAUCAUUACGCUCGUCCCCGACGUAGCGGAAGAGAACAGAACGCAUCUAGAUGGCGUUCCUUCUCUCCUCAUCAAAUGGGCCGAGGAGGGAUAUGUUGUCGCAGAGAUCCAAGCCUCUGCUCUGGCUUCAGAUCCAGAGAUAUUGAGCUACACUGUCGAUGCUCUUAAGCAGUGCGAGAUGUGUGAGAACACUGACCGGAUUGGACUUGUGGUCUACGACCACACUUUGCUCAACUCGGCUGUCGAUUCCCAGUUUCGCCGGCAGCCAGGAAUCGCCGCAGCAGUUGUCUAUGUAGAUGCUGGGGUCUCUGUUCCUCAAAUUUCAGUCCCAGCGUUACUUUUGCACAUUGCCGGGCCCCCUCCUCCCAGUGGUCUAUCGCCGUCCACCAGCGGUGGACGAACAUAUCACUACUCGACAGUCUCAUCCUUCAGGUUUGCUACCCCUUUCACGCCGGAAUUCCACUACAAUUCUGAGGCGGUUUCGCACACUCGUAACCUGACCUUCCUCAAGCCUAAACUGGACGGUCCCUACUUCGACUUGGAGACCAUCUGGGAGGAACAUACUUACUACGAGUUCGCUGAUCGCUCGGUGCAGCACACCAUGUCAACCAUGGUUCAAGAACCGUAUGUGAAUCACGUUCCAACACUUACAGGCGGGGUGGGUCGUGAACUACUCACGCAAUUCUACCGCGAUAGCUUCAUCUUUAGCAACCCAGCCGAUACAGAACUCGAGCUGAUAAGCCGCACCAUUGGCAUUGAUCGAGUGGUCGACGAGUUUAUUUUCAAGUUCACCCACACGCAGGAUGUCCCGUGGCUGUAA
Cladophialophora bantiana CBS 173.52 is the source of this 936-nucleotide messenger RNA. RefSeq lists its product as uncharacterized. Gene Ontology annotation, biological process: polyketide metabolic process. The record is from RefSeq and is a predicted model, not a curated record. The coding region runs from base 1 to 936 and encodes 311 amino acids. Lineage: Eukaryota; Fungi; Ascomycota; Eurotiomycetes; Chaetothyriales; Herpotrichiellaceae. The transcript has 3 exons.